Messenger RNA from Colletotrichum graminicola M1.001, 1608 nucleotides. Its product is annotated as major facilitator superfamily transporter. Bases 1 to 1608 code for a protein of 535 amino acids. Gene Ontology annotation, molecular function: transmembrane transporter activity. The record is from RefSeq and is a predicted model, not a curated record. The transcript has 7 exons. Lineage: Eukaryota; Fungi; Ascomycota; Sordariomycetes; Glomerellales; Glomerellaceae. Gene Ontology annotation, biological process: transmembrane transport.
AUGGCCACUUCAACGACCGCACUCAGCCAUAAUGCCUCCUCUCUGCCACCGGGGACCGUCCUCUUGAGCAAUUAUGGGGAGGCUACAGAAUCGACCUCCUUCGUUGUUUCGCCUACUCCAACCUCGGACCCAAACGAACCUCUGAACUGGACCAAAUGGAGAAAGUGUGUGAACUACGGUUUGAUUAUGGCUGUAACGGUAGCCGCUUUCACGAACCUUUCCAUUCAAACCGUCUUUUGGCAGCAAAUGACAGUUGAUCUUGAUCUUUCAAUCAGUCGGCUCAGCCAGGGGCAGUCAGCCCAACUGGCGGGUCUAGCAACUGGAUGCAUCUUCUUCAUACCGUUUACCGUCAAGUACGGUCGGCGGUCUACGUAUCUGGUUUCCACUGCCGUAUUAGCAGCCGCUGCAUGGUGGACAGCUUCCAUGCACACAUAUACUGAGAUGAUCAUCACAAACAUCAUCACUGGACUGGCCGGCGCGAUUAACGAGACUGCUGUGCAGAUGACUAUUGCCGAUCUGUUUUUCUUACAUCAGCGAGGAUCUGCUAAUGGACUUUAUUUCACCGCUGUUAUGAUAGGCAGCUUCCUCACUCCCUUGGUCGCAGGCGCACAAGCCGCCACCCAGGGAUGGCGCUGGUCAUAUUACUAUCUUUCUAUUGCACUUACGAUACUCUCUCUCCUGUUUGCUUUUCUGUACGAGGAGACCAAAUACACCCCAGCCGUCAUCAGCCAGCAUCAAAGGACCAAUGUCACCUCACAAGAUCACGAAAACGAUGUAUCGAAGGUUAUGAGUGCAGCGGAGAGCAGUUUCGAGCUGAAUGAUGCGCAGUUCUACGCCGCAUCAAGCGUGAGAAUCAACACAUACCGUGAGAGGAUGCGCCUUCUGUCUACUACACCAGAAUCUCUGACACAACUCUUUAUCCUGCCGCUCCAUGUCAUCACACUCCCGCAUGUCAUGUUUACUGCUCUCCAGCUUGCUUCGGGUGUUUCUUGGCUUAUUAUGUACAUGUCUGUUGUUUCCGUCGUCUUUUCGGCACCACCUUACAACUUUAACACUCAGUCAGUUGGUCUUAUGACUCUGGGUCCCUUUGUAGGGAACCUUUUGGGUAGUUUAUAUGGCGGUCCGUUCGCUGAUUGGGCUGUCAUGCGUCUUUCCAAGAAGAACGGAUGGCUGUAUGAGCCCGAAAUGAGAUUGUAUCUCUUGUUUCUACCCGUAAUUAGCAUGGCAGGUGGGAUAAUGAUGUUCGGAAUUACAUCAGACCGAGGCAUGCACUGGAUCUUCCCAAGCAUCGGCGGCGCGCUUUUUGCCUUUGGGCUUGGUGCGAACGGUGAUAUUACCUUUACCCUCGUUAUCGAUACAUAUAAAGAGCUCACCGGAGAGGCAUUUGUCGGUAUUGCGUUCAUUCGUAAUGCAGUCAGCGCGGGUGUCCCCUCGGCCCUUGUUCCCUGGAUGUCGAGCAUGGGCCUCACCAACAUGCAUAUCCUGAGCGGAGUGGUAUCACUUCUCAUUGGGCUUCUACAUGUCCCCUUUAUUAUCUGGGGUAAGCGGAUCCGAGCCGCUCUGGCGCCUCGAUAUUGGCGACUUGUGGAGAAGCGCAAAGCGAGUUAA